CAGGUAAUCCCCCCCCAUCCAGUCGAGGUAUGUUCUAUGAAUGCGGCUUUUGGAGACUAAUUAUUACUCCCUCUAGGUCAAUUCACUAAAAAUGUCUAAUUUCUAUUUUUGUCAUUUUUUUUACACUUUUACCCUUACUACAACAACACAACACCACAUAAAUAUCAAUAUCCUUUAUGGAAAAAGAGAGUUUUCCACUCACUUUUAAGUGGUCUCCCACCCCUCCUUGAUUUUUGGUGCAAAACUCAAAUGUACCAUUCUCUAUGAAUAGGAAGGAGUAUUUUGGUAAACAAAAUACUAUAUAUUAACAAAAAAAACAAGGAUAAAAUAUCUAUUAACAAAAAUUUAAAAUAUAUAUUUCAUUAAUUCAAGAUUAAGGUUUAUACAAAGUAAUCUAACCAUACAAGAAAUUACAAAAAUAUAAUCUAUACAGACACUUACACAUAAAAAUGCUCAUAGAUUAAUAAUACGAUCAGCUAUCGACAACAUCAAAACCCGGCAACAAACUGUCCAUACUUAAGACAAAGUUGAGAAUACACCAGAAUGUUGAAACAUCUUUAGGGGAAAAUUAGAAAAAGCAUGAUCAAAUGGUUUCUCCAAACCAUGACUUGCAAAGUCCUGUCAAGGAAGAAAAUGGGAGAGUAAUUUGCUACUUCUAUACAGUUCACUGUUUCACAACAAAAAAAUUGUUAUCAAAAUCGUCGGAAAGCAUCUAAGAAAUACAAUCACGUCGUAAACAUUGCAAAAAUAAGACAUUGAGUAAUCGAAUUUAUCAACAAUUGGAUGAAAGAGAAGACGAAAACCCCAUUUUGAGCAAUACAAUUAAAGAAAUACAAUCAUGUUGAUGUUUGGUGGUUAUUAUAGUCAGUUUAGUAAUUGAUUAUAUUAUAACCGUAAUAGCCAGAUUUAAGUAUUAAGCUUUCGCAUUGGUUUAAAUUAAUCUUGCUUAAUUAGCUGGUUACUUUCUGGUUGUUACAAAGUAUAUAUAAAUGGGCUUCGAUAAUAAAACUUAAGCUUAUAUAUUAUCCGAUAUCAUGUCAUUAGUCAAAAACUUAAGCUUGUAGUUAAACUUAUCAAAACGAUUGGUGGGUAUGCUAUCAGGUCGAAUCAUUUUUGGAUCGAUCAUUUUUGAAUUUUCAAUCAGUUUGAGUGGAUUCGACGUGUCUUGAGUUUUUUAUAACACUAAAAUUUUUAUCAAUAAAUAAAAGGAAGUUUAUUUUGUUUAUAUAAAAAAAAUGAAAGAUCUUAUAAAUAUGACCAAUAUACUACUUUGAUUAAGGCUUAAACAUAGAAAUGAAAACACAAAAUAUUAAAACUGACGAGAAAUAUAGGGUUUUAGGUGCCGACCAACAAUUAGUGGUGUGGAAUCGAAAAGGUCAACAUAUUUGGAAAAACAACUCAAAACGGCUGAGUUUGAGUUUCGUUUAAAUUAAACCUAAUUUUUUAGUUUUUUGGGUCGUCGGGUCAAUUAGGAGUCAAAAUUUUUUAUCAGGUGAAACUUGACUACUUUACUUAUAAUUGAAAUUAAAGUUCCAGAAUAAUGCAUGAGCGAAAAAGUUGGAUGUUGGAUGAAUAACAAUGGACGAAUAAGUUGCCUCUUGGUCGACAAGGGUGAAAAAGCCUUUUAUACAAGUAUAUUUAAAUAGAUUGUGUUAAAAAUAGUUAAAAACCCUCAACAAAUACGACCAUGGCUUGUAGUGGAAUUGGGUCGAUUCGGGUUGGGGAGGAACUUCAUCGACAUGUUGUUCGUUGUGGAUUCCAUAAUGAUGUUUACGUGUUGAAUGCACUUGUAGACAUGUAUGCUAAAUGUGGUGAUAUAGUGAAAUCUAUGAAUGUUUUCGAAACGAGUCGCUCUAAGGAUUUGGUUUCAUGGAAUUCAAUGAUUCUAUGGUAUAUUCACCAUGGACUUUUAGCCAAAGCAAUGGAGAUUUUCCACAACAUGGUUAAAACUGGAUUGGAGCCUGAUCAUGUUACAAUAUCAAUAAUUAUCUCUAGAAUUUCAGUGUUUAUAAUUGGAGCCCAAAUGCACGGAUGGGUUAUUCGUAGAGGUCUAAAUCGGAGCUUGCCUAUCACAAUUCUGAUCGUUUUCUACUCUAACCACGGCCAUUUGGAUCAAUGUCAAUGGCUGUUUGCUCAAAUGCCAGAAAAGGAUAUUGUCUCGUGGAAUUCGGUCAUUUCUGCACAUCGAACCCCUCGAGCAUUGACAUGCUUUAAACAGAUGGAGGAGACUGGUGCAACGCCUGAUGCUAUCACAUUUAUGGCUCUGCUAUCAGCUUGUGCACAGUUAGGAUUGGUGAACGAAGGAAAAAAUUUCUUCUCAUCAAUGAUAGAAGAGUAUGAAAUUACCCCGAUCAUGGAGCAUUAUGCUUGUCUGGUUAAUCUUUACAGAAAGGUAGGAAUGAUCAAUGAAGCAUAUGAUAUUAUAUCAAACAAAAUGGAGUUUGAGGCUGGACCGACAGUUUGGGGAGCCUUGUUAUAUGCUUGUUUCCUGCACGCCGAUUGUGAAACUGCUGAGCUUGCUGCUCGACACCUUUUCGAGUUGGAACCUGAUAACGAGCAUAACUUUGAACUGCGAAUAAGGAUAUAUGACAAUCUUGGUAGAUUAGAAGAUUCAGAUCGAGUGAAAAUGAUGAUGAUCGACAGAGGUUUGGAUUCAUAGAUGUCAUAAUACAGAAAACUACUUGAAUGUAUCCAAAAAUACCCAUUAAGACACCAAAUAGCAUACAAUAGCUUAUGACGCUUAUCCAUCAAUUAUAUCUCAUUUCCAUCACUUUUGUCCUCAAAACCAACUAGUUAUACUAAUCUUAAUUUGUUACUUUAACCUUUAAGACCAAAUUUCUUCUACACUUUAAUUGUCAUCUAAUCACAUGACUAAUUAACACAAGACUCAAGUCACACUUCUUUCAAAGAUUUUUGUAAAACUUAUGUCAUUAUUACCCAUCGACUUAUUUUCAUAGAAAUAAACGUCAUGAUUACCCUUAGCUUAUGGAGCAUAUUUUUCGAUAUUUGUUCGAAAUAAAUAAUUAAUUUAAUGAAUACCUUAAUAUUUUGUCUAUUAAAUAAAAAAGUUAAAAGCUCAGAAUUUUAAUGGAAAUUUCACAAUCAAAAAUAAAUAAAAGAUUUAACCAGGUUUGGAAGAUGUGUUAAUAAAUGAGGUUUCAUAUAUUUGACUUUGCCGCACAUCUAAUAUAUAAUUGAUAUGGCAAGAAUCAUAUAUUUUUCAUGUACUGCCCAAAAUUUUAUUUAUUAAGUUUGUGAUCAAGUGGUUGCACUAAUUACGGAUCUGAUGUGUUUACAUGAUAUUAUUAAUUAUAAUAAAAUAAUCAUUGGAACCAUGUGUUUAUAUAGU
Messenger RNA from Amaranthus tricolor (Joseph's coat), 3349 nucleotides. RefSeq names its product pentatricopeptide repeat-containing protein At4g25270, chloroplastic-like. The record is from RefSeq and is a predicted model, not a curated record. Gene Ontology annotation, molecular function: protein binding; RNA binding. Gene Ontology annotation, biological process: RNA modification. NCBI's taxonomy places the organism in Eukaryota, Viridiplantae, Streptophyta, Magnoliopsida, Caryophyllales, Amaranthaceae.